This is a messenger RNA of Symphalangus syndactylus (siamang), 6876 nucleotides long. RefSeq names its product RNA polymerase II subunit A (gene POLR2A). NCBI's taxonomy places the organism in Eukaryota, Metazoa, Chordata, Mammalia, Primates, Hylobatidae. The record is from RefSeq and is a predicted model, not a curated record. Gene Ontology annotation, molecular function: DNA binding. Gene Ontology annotation, cellular component: RNA polymerase II, core complex. Gene Ontology annotation, biological process: transcription by RNA polymerase II.
UAUAAGAAGCGUCGUUCGGCGAGUUCGCCGCUCAGAAGCGCCGAGAGCGCGGCCGGGACGGUUGGAGAAGAAGGCGGCUCCCGGAAGGGGGAGAGACAAACUGCCGUAACCUCUGCCGUACAGGAGCCCGGUUACUUAUUUAUUCGUUACCCUUUUUCUUCUUCCUCCCCCAAAAACCUUUUCCUUUCCCCUUCUUUUUUUUUCCUUUUUGGGAGCUGAAAAAUUUCCGGUAAGGGAAAGAAGGGCUCCUUUCGCUCCUUAUUUCCCCGCCUCCUUCCCUCCCCCACCUUCCCCUCCUCCGGCUUUUUCCUCCCAACUCGGGGAGGUCCUUCCCGGUGGCCGCCCUGAGGAGGUCUGAGCACCUAGGCGGAGGCGGCGCAGGCUUUUUGUAGUGAGGUUUGCGCCUGCGCAGCGCGCCUGCCUCUGCCAUGCACGGGGGUGGCCCCCCCUCUGGGGACAGCGCAUGCCCGCUGCGCACCAUCAAGAGAGUCCAGUUCGGAGUCCUGAGUCCGGAUGAACUGAAGCGAAUGUCUGUGACGGAGGGUGGCAUCAAGUACCCAGAGACGACUGAGGGAGGCCGCCCCAAGCUUGGGGGGCUGAUGGACCCGAGGCAGGGGGUAAUUGAGCGGACUGGCCGCUGCCAAACAUGUGCAGGAAACAUGACAGAGUGUCCUGGCCACUUUGGCCACAUUGAACUGGCCAAGCCUGUGUUUCACGUGGGCUUCCUGGUGAAGACAAUGAAAGUUUUGCGCUGUGUCUGCUUCUUCUGCUCCAAACUGCUUGUGGACUCUAACAACCCAAAGAUCAAGGACAUCCUGGCUAAGUCCAAGGGACAGCCCAAGAAGCGGCUUACACAUGUCUACGACCUUUGCAAGGGCAAAAACAUCUGCGAGGGUGGGGAGGAGAUGGACAACAAGUUCGGUGUGGAACAACCUGAGGGUGACGAGGAUCUGACCAAAGAAAAGGGCCAUGGUGGCUGUGGGCGGUACCAGCCCAGGAUCCGGCGUUCCGGCCUAGAGCUGUAUGCGGAAUGGAAGCACGUUAAUGAGGACUCUCAGGAGAAGAAGAUCCUGCUGAGUCCAGAGCGAGUGCAUGAGAUCUUCAAACGCAUCUCAGAUGAGGAGUGUUUUGUGCUGGGCAUGGAGCCCCGCUAUGCACGGCCAGAGUGGAUGAUUGUCACAGUGCUGCCUGUGCCCCCGCUCUCUGUGCGGCCUGCUGUCGUGAUGCAGGGCUCUGCCCGUAACCAGGAUGACCUGACUCACAAACUGGCUGACAUUGUGAAGAUCAACAAUCAGCUGCGGCGCAAUGAGCAGAAUGGCGCAGCGGCCCAUGUCAUUGCAGAGGAUGUGAAGCUCCUCCAGUUCCAUGUGGCCACCAUGGUGGACAAUGAGCUGCCUGGCUUGCCCCGUGCCAUGCAGAAGUCCGGGCGUCCCCUCAAGUCCCUGAAGCAGCGGUUGAAGGGCAAGGAAGGCCGGGUGCGAGGGAACCUGAUGGGCAAACGAGUGGAUUUCUCGGCCCGUACUGUCAUCACCCCCGACCCCAACCUCUCCAUUGACCAGGUUGGCGUGCCCCGCUCCAUUGCUGCCAACAUGACCUUUGCGGAGAUUGUCACCCCCUUCAACAUUGACAGACUUCAAGAACUAGUGCGCAGGGGGAACAGCCAGUACCCAGGUGCCAAGUACAUCAUCCGAGACAAUGGUGAUCGCAUUGACUUGCGUUUCCACCCCAAGCCCAGUGACCUUCACCUGCAGACCGGCUAUAAGGUGGAACGGCACAUGUGUGAUGGGGACAUUGUUAUCUUCAACCGGCAGCCAACUCUGCACAAAAUGUCCAUGAUGGGGCAUCGGGUCCGCAUUCUCCCCUGGUCUACCUUUCGCUUGAAUCUUAGUGUGACAACUCCGUACAAUGCAGACUUUGAUGGGGAUGAGAUGAACUUGCAUCUGCCACAGUCUCUGGAGACACGAGCAGAGAUCCAGGAGCUGGCCAUGGUUCCUCGCAUGAUUGUCACACCCCAGAGCAAUCGGCCUGUCAUGGGUAUUGUGCAGGACACACUCACAGCAGUGCGCAAAUUCACCAAGAGAGACGUCUUCCUGGAGCGGGGUGAAGUGAUGAACCUCCUGAUGUUCCUGUCGACGUGGGACGGCAAGGUCCCACAGCCGGCCAUCCUAAAGCCCCGACCUCUGUGGACAGGCAAGCAGAUCUUCUCCCUCAUCAUACCUGGUCACAUCAAUUGUAUCCGUACCCACAGCACCCAUCCCGAUGAUGAAGACAGUGGCCCUUACAAGCACAUCUCUCCUGGGGACACCAAGGUGGUGGUGGAGAAUGGGGAGCUGAUCAUGGGCAUCCUGUGUAAGAAGUCUCUGGGCACGUCAGCUGGCUCCCUGGUCCACAUCUCCUACCUAGAGAUGGGGCAUGACAUCACUCGCCUCUUCUACUCCAACAUUCAGACUGUCAUUAACAACUGGCUCCUCAUCGAGGGUCAUACUAUUGGCAUUGGGGACUCCAUUGCUGAUUCUAAGACUUACCAGGACAUUCAGAACACUAUUAAGAAGGCCAAGCAGGAUGUAAUAGAGGUCAUCGAGAAGGCACACAACAACGAGCUGGAGCCCACCCCAGGGAACACUCUGAGGCAGACGUUUGAGAAUCAGGUGAACCGCAUUCUCAACGAUGCCCGAGACAAGACUGGCUCCUCUGCUCAGAAAUCCCUGUCUGAAUACAACAACUUCAAGUCUAUGGUCGUGUCCGGAGCUAAAGGUUCCAAGAUUAACAUCUCCCAGGUCAUUGCUGUCGUUGGGCAGCAGAAUGUGGAGGGCAAGCGGAUUCCAUUUGGCUUCAAGCACCGGACUCUGCCUCACUUCAUCAAGGAUGACUACGGGCCUGAGAGCCGUGGCUUUGUGGAGAACUCCUACCUAGCUGGCCUCACACCCACUGAGUUCUUUUUCCACGCCAUGGGGGGUCGUGAGGGGCUCAUUGACACGGCUGUCAAGACUGCUGAGACUGGAUACAUCCAGCGGCGGCUGAUUAAGUCCAUGGAGUCAGUGAUGGUGAAGUACGAUGCGACUGUGCGGAACUCCAUCAACCAGGUGGUGCAGCUGCGCUACGGUGAAGACGGCCUGGCAGGCGAGAGUGUUGAGUUCCAGAACCUGGCUACGCUUAAGCCUUCCAACAAGGCUUUUGAGAAGAAGUUCCGCUUUGAUUAUACCAAUGAGAGGGCCCUGCGGCGCACUCUGCAGGAGGACCUGGUGAAGGACGUGCUGAGCAACGCACACAUCCAGAAUGAGUUGGAGCGGGAAUUUGAGCGGAUGCGGGAGGAUCGGGAGGUGCUCAGGGUCAUCUUCCCAACUGGAGACAGCAAGGUCGUCCUCCCCUGUAACCUGCUGCGGAUGAUCUGGAAUGCUCAGAAAAUCUUCCACAUCAACCCGCGCCUUCCCUCCGACCUGCACCCCAUCAAAGUGGUGGAGGGAGUCAAGGAAUUGAGCAAGAAGCUGGUGAUUGUGAAUGGGGAUGACCCACUAAGUCGACAGGCCCAGGAAAAUGCCACGCUGCUCUUCAACAUCCACCUGCGGUCCACAUUGUGUUCACGCCGCAUGGCAGAGGAGUUUCGGCUCAGUGGGGAGGCCUUCGACUGGCUGCUUGGGGAGAUUGAGUCCAAGUUCAACCAAGCCAUUGCCCAUCCUGGGGAAAUGGUGGGAGCUCUGGCCGCACAGUCCCUUGGAGAACCUGCCACCCAGAUGACCUUGAAUACCUUCCACUAUGCUGGUGUGUCUGCGAAGAAUGUGACGCUGGGUGUGCCCCGACUUAAGGAGCUCAUCAACAUUUCCAAGAAGCCGAAGACCCCUUCACUUACUGUCUUCCUGUUGGGCCAGUCCGCUCGAGAUGCUGAGAGAGCCAAGGAUAUUCUGUGCCGCCUGGAGCAUACAACGUUGAGGAAGGUUACUGCCAACACAGCCAUCUACUAUGACCCCAACCCCCAGAGCACAGUGGUGGCAGAGGAUCAGGAGUGGGUGAAUGUCUACUAUGAAAUGCCUGACUUUGAUGUGGCCCGAAUCUCCCCCUGGCUGUUGCGAGUGGAGCUGGAUCGGAAGCACAUGACUGACCGGAAGCUCACCAUGGAGCAGAUUGCUGAAAAGAUCAAUGCUGGUUUUGGUGACGACUUGAACUGCAUCUUUAAUGAUGACAAUGCAGAGAAGCUGGUGCUCCGUAUUCGCAUCAUGAACAGCGAUGAGAACAAGAUGCAAGAGGAGGAAGAGGUGGUGGACAAGAUGGAUGAUGAUGUCUUCCUGCGCUGCAUCGAGUCCAACAUGCUGACAGAUAUGACCCUGCAGGGCAUCGAGCAGAUCAGCAAGGUGUACAUGCACUUGCCACAGACAGACAACAAGAAGAAGAUCAUCAUCACGGAGGAUGGGGAAUUCAAGGCCCUGCAGGAGUGGAUCCUGGAGACGGACGGCGUGAGCUUGAUGCGGGUGCUGAGUGAGAAGGACGUGGACCCCGUACGCACCACGUCCAAUGACAUCGUGGAGAUCUUCACGGUGCUGGGCAUUGAAGCCGUGCGGAAGGCCCUGGAGCGGGAGCUGUACCACGUCAUCUCCUUUGAUGGCUCCUAUGUCAAUUACCGACACUUGGCUCUCUUGUGUGAUACCAUGACCUGUCGUGGCCACUUGAUGGCCAUCACCCGACACGGAGUCAACCGCCAGGACACAGGACCACUCAUGAAGUGUUCCUUUGAGGAAACGGUGGACGUGCUUAUGGAAGCAGCCGCACAUGGCGAGAGUGACCCCAUGAAGGGGGUCUCUGAGAAUAUCAUGCUGGGCCAGCUGGCUCCGGCCGGCACCGGCUGCUUUGACCUCCUGCUUGAUGCAGAGAAGUGCAAGUAUGGCAUGGAGAUCCCCACCAAUAUCCCCGGCCUGGGGGCUGCUGGACCCACCGGCAUGUUCUUUGGUUCAGCACCCAGUCCCAUGGGUGGAAUCUCUCCUGCCAUGACACCUUGGAACCAGGGUGCAACCCCCGCCUAUGGCGCCUGGUCCCCCAGUGUUGGGAGUGGAAUGACCCCAGGGGCAGCCGGCUUCUCUCCCAGUGCUGCGUCAGAUGCCAGCGGCUUCAGCCCAGGUUACUCCCCUGCCUGGUCUCCCACACCGGGCUCUCCGGGGUCUCCAGGUCCCUCAAGCCCCUACAUCCCUUCACCAGGUGAGUUGUCGCCAUCUGUCGGGCCAGGUUUGUUUUCCUCCUCAGUUCUGGGUGAGUCUGUCCAUUGCUCAUCUCCUUUGUUGGUUGCUUGCCCACAGGUGGUGCCAUGUCUCCCAGCUACUCGCCAACGUCACCUGCCUACGAGCCCCGCUCUCCUGGGGGCUACACACCCCAGAGUCCCUCUUAUUCCCCCACUUCACCCUCCUACUCCCCUACCUCUCCAUCCUAUUCUCCAACCAGUCCCAACUAUAGUCCCACAUCACCCAGCUAUUCGCCAACGUCACCCAGCUACUCACCGACCUCUCCCAGCUACUCACCGACUUCUCCCAGCUACUCGCCCACCUCUCCCAGCUACUCGCCCACCUCUCCCAGCUACUCACCCACUUCCCCUAGCUACUCACCCACCUCUCCCAGCUACUCACCAACGUCUCCCAGCUACUCGCCGACAUCUCCCAGCUACUCGCCAACUUCACCCAGCUAUUCUCCCACUUCCCCCAGCUACUCACCGACCUCUCCAAGCUAUUCACCCACCUCUCCCAGCUACUCACCCACUUCCCCAAGUUACUCACCUACCAGCCCGAACUAUUCUCCAACCAGUCCCAAUUACACCCCAACGUCACCCAGCUACAGCCCAACAUCACCCAGCUAUUCACCUACUAGUCCCAACUACACGCCUACCAGCCCUAACUAUAGCCCAACCUCUCCAAGCUACUCUCCAACAUCACCCAGCUAUUCCCCGACCUCACCAAGUUACUCCCCUUCCAGCCCACGAUACACACCACAGUCUCCAACCUAUACCCCAAGCUCACCCAGCUACAGCCCCAGCUCGCCCAGCUACAGCCCAACCUCACCCAAGUAUACCCCAACCAGUCCUUCUUACAGUCCCAGCUCCCCAGAGUAUACCCCAACCUCUCCCAAGUACUCACCUACCAGUCCCAAAUAUUCACCCACCUCUCCCAAGUACUCGCCUACCAGUCCCACCUAUUCACCCACCACCCCGAAAUACUCCCCAACAUCUCCUACUUAUUCUCCAACCUCUCCAGUCUACACCCCAACCUCUCCUAAGUACUCACCUACUAGCCCCACUUACUCGCCCACUUCCCCCAAGUACUCGCCCACCAGCCCCACCUACUCGCCCACCUCCCCCAAAGGCUCAACCUACUCCCCCACUUCCCCCGGUUACUCGCCCACCAGCCCCACAUACAGCCUCACCAGCCCAGCCAUCAGCCCGGAUGACAGUGACGAGGAGAACUGAGGGCGUGUGGGGUGUGGCAGCGGGCUAGGGCCCAGGGCAGCUUGCCCAUGCUGCUGUGCAGUUCUUGCCUCCCUCACAGGGCGUCACCCCCAGCCCAGCUCCCUUGUACAUAAAUGCCUUGUGGCAGAGCUCCCGGUGAACUUCUGGAUCCCGUUCCUGAUGCAGACUCUUGUCUUGUUCUCCACUCGUGCUGUCAGAACCCACUGGCCCAGUGGUGGUCUCAUUCCUACCCCACCCACCCCCUGCCUGUCCCCAGAUUGAAGAUCCUUCCUUGCCUGUGGCUUGAUGCGGGGCGGGUAAAGGGUAUUUUAACUUAGGGGUAGUUUCUGCUCUGAGUGGUUACAGCUGAUCCUCGGGAAGAACAAAGCUAAAGCUGCCUUUUGUCUGUUAUUUUAUUUUUUUGAAGUUUAAAUAAAGUUUACUAAUUUUGACCAAAA